Manihot esculenta (cassava) is the source of this 865-nucleotide messenger RNA. RefSeq lists its product as uncharacterized. Lineage: Eukaryota; Viridiplantae; Streptophyta; Magnoliopsida; Malpighiales; Euphorbiaceae. The coding region runs from base 24 to 656 and encodes 210 amino acids. The record is from RefSeq and is a predicted model, not a curated record. The transcript has 3 exons.
CUCAUACACAUUACGUAAACCACAUGGCAUAUCAAAGGCAAGCUAUAAUAAUUGAGACCUUCAAUACUUUGAGCAUAAACAAGAGGAAUUCGAAAAUGAGAGCUCUGAAGGAGGAAAUAUCUGUCGAAGAUUAUCUCCGUUUCUUUCACUCCCAAAAGCGAUUCGAUUUUACCGUCAAUUUUCUCAAUCAGAUCAUUGUCAUCCACGGGUUUAAGAAAAUCCUUCAACGCCCUAAGAAGGUGUUAACCGAAGCCAUCGAAACAAUUGACCUUCUCAAUCUCUCGCGCUCCACUUUGAGAGACAAUGGCAUGUCCUCAUGCGCAUUCAUCAAUCUCGAGGAUGUUAUCGCAGACCUGAACGACCUCAAUUGGCAAGAUUGUCGCGUCACCUCUAUACAAACGCUAAACUCACCCAAAGACGACUUCUCUUCAAAUACUCAUGCCACCGAUACCGCUAACCACUCUCUCGGCCUCAGUUCGAAAUCGACAGCAGACUGUCAUGGAGCUGAUGUGGUUGCUCUUGCCCCAGGCUCUUCUUCGAAUGGUGGCUCCACGACUGGCAGAGGCGCCCCAAAAUUGGGCCGCAAGAGGAAAAGAGAAGGCGGCCGUGAGUUGGGAUCUCCAUCUUCGGGUCUUGCGUCGCUUGGAUCGUGUUGAAUUUGUGGAGGUGAUGAUUGUGUAUUUCUGUUUGUUUUCUACAAUGCCUGGAUUUUUUUUCUAUUUUGUUAUUCUGAAUCUCUGAUUGAUCAAAAGGGCACUUUGUGCCUUUUUCAUCGUGCUUGAAGCGCAAGGGCUCUUAUGUCCUUCGAGCAACAUUUAGGCCUUUUUUAAAACUUUAAAUACAGAUUCACAUAAUUCUUACUGUA